This is a messenger RNA of Pogona vitticeps (central bearded dragon), 2153 nucleotides long. It is a transcript of the gene TMT1A, whose product is annotated as thiol methyltransferase 1A. NCBI's taxonomy places the organism in Eukaryota, Metazoa, Chordata, Lepidosauria, Squamata, Agamidae. The record is from RefSeq and is a predicted model, not a curated record. Gene Ontology annotation, molecular function: S-adenosylmethionine-dependent methyltransferase activity.
GACUUGUCCCAUUCUCUGGGUAGCCCCCCCCCCCGAUUUCUCUGCCAACGAAUAGGGUGGGGGAUUUUAACAGGCCAGUUGAGCAGGACUCUAAGUUAAAACGGAAGGGGAGAAGGGCUGACACUACAAGUCGAACCUCUCAUCAGUCUUUUGCUUGUUAUUUUUGUGUGUGUGAUUUCCGCACAGAAAUCCGCAGCUCGUCCCGACACCUAAGCCUCACUUUUGCUGAACACGAAAAUACAGUAAAAGCAAACAAACGAGACAGCCUUGGGCAGUGCAAAUUACUGUCUGAAGACCUCUGAUUUCAAACUAUGCGUCACGAGAAUAAAAUGGCUUUCGUCCCCGUUUGGGUGAGGCUGUUUUCCUAAAAGCAGCGAUUACCCCCGGGCACUGUUUCUUUAAGAGGCGGCGCGGAAGAAACCUGCCCAAAAAGACCGGAUAUCCGAGCAAAGCCGGUUUUCCCAGCGAGACGAAGGAGCUGUUUACGGAGGAAAGUUAGGAAUCGCUGCCUGGCGUUUUGGGAGGCUUUUGUGGCGCGAUGGAGCUGCUGAUCCCCUUCCUCCAGAGGUGCGUCCAGCUCCUCGCCCUUCCCAUCUAUGUGCUGACCUUCCUUGGCUGGUGGGACUCUAUCUGUAAAAAGAUCUUCCCCUUUUGGAUGAAGAGGAUGGCCAAAUCCUACAACGAGAAACUCCACCGGGAGAAGCAGCAGCUCUUCAGCCACUUGGCGGACUUUGCGGGUUCGUCCGGCCAGGUCUCCCUCUUAGAAAUCGGCGCGGGGACCGGAGCCAACUUCUCGUUUUACCCGCCGGGCUGCCGGGUGACUUGCACGGACCCCAACCCCAACUUCCAGCAGUAUCUGCUGAGCAGCAUCGCCGAGAAUCGGCACCUCCAGUUCGAAGGCUUCGUGGUGGCUGCCGCCGAGGACCUGCGGCCGGUGCCGGACUCCUCCGUGGACGUGGUGGUGGGCACGCUGGUCCUCUGCUCCGUGGCCGACGUGGCCGCCGUCCUGAAGGAAGUCCUCCGGGUGCUCAGGCCGGGUGGCGCAUUCUAUUUCAUGGAGCAUGUGGCUGCUCACCGAUCCAGCUGGACCUACUUCUGGCAGCAGGUCUGCACUCCCACUUGGAAAUCUGUGGCUGAUGGGUGUUCCCUGGAAAGAGAGACUUGGAAGGAGCUGGAGAAGGCAAACUUCUCUGAACUGAAUCUCCGGCACAUAAAAGCUCCACUGAACUGGAGCCUAGUCGAGCCUCAUAUCCUUGGGCAUGCUGUGAAAUGAUUUUGGAAAACAUCCUAUUCCAUGCCUAGACCACUACCUCAUCAAGUGCUUGGGGAAAUCAAGGCAUCGAGUUAAGGGGAAAGGGAAUUAAUGGAAAUAGUGAAAUGGAGAGGGCAUGGGAAAGACGCAAUAAUAUGGGGGGGAGUACCCUCCUGACAUUUGGUGGGGUUCAGUACAGAGGUGCCUUGUGAAGUCUGCCAUGGCUACUCACAAAAGAGCAAAGUAGUAGCACCUUGCAGAAAGGGCUGCAAUAAAGCAAAGGUUUUAAAAGGAACGUCAAAUAAAGGUUAUUUAUCUUCAUUUGAUUUGGAGUCAAGAUGGCAAUAAAAAAAAAGAUGAAUCAAGGAGGACCCCCAAAUAGGGAUGUGUCUAGAGCACAUGCACAGCCUCAGCUGAAUCCCGAUGGUAAGGGGAAGUAGAGCUGUGAGGGUUCAUGAUUGCGCCCCCCCCAUCCCCACUGCUUCCCCCAAAGAGACCCAUGUGGAGUCAUGUUCUUGCUUUAAACUGUUAAUAUAAACGAUCACCCAGUGGGGUCUUUCAUAACAGCUUCAGUAGACAGCUUGACUCCCCUCUCCAAAAGAGAGAGGAAAGGAUUCCAUGAAACAUCUCCCCAUUUUCCUCCAUCCAGGCUACCAUCCCUUCUUUCCACCCUUGCGGGGGUUCUGGUUGCAGUGGCACUUGCAGCAGUGGGUCAGGCUCUUUUUCCUGCCACUCCCCUUCUCGUGUUUCCCAGCCUUGGGGUUUUCUCCUGUGGGGGAGGGGGAGAGUUCCAUUGAGUCUCUUGUGGGUUUCUCCCUCUGCUUUGUUGGGCUCAUUGUUGCCCUGGCCUCCUCCUCUCUUCCCUUUCCCUUCAUAUGAGAGUUUCACUAGGGGGUGCGGG